Messenger RNA from Merops nubicus (carmine bee-eater), 2062 nucleotides. RefSeq names its product phosphatidylinositide phosphatase SAC2. Gene Ontology annotation, cellular component: early endosome; clathrin-coated endocytic vesicle. Gene Ontology annotation, molecular function: phosphatidylinositol-4-phosphate phosphatase activity. Gene Ontology annotation, biological process: phosphatidylinositol dephosphorylation; regulation of endocytic recycling. NCBI's taxonomy places the organism in Eukaryota, Metazoa, Chordata, Aves, Coraciiformes, Meropidae. The transcript has 17 exons. The annotation marks the transcript as partial. The record is from RefSeq and is a predicted model, not a curated record.
ACUGAUCUUCUUUUGGCUUGGAAUCCCAUUUGUCUGGGCCUAGUAGAGGGAGUCAUUGGUAAAGUUCAGCUUCAUACAGAUUUGCCAUGGUGGCUACUUCUAAUUCGUCAGAAGGCAUUGAUUGGCAAACUUCCAGGAGACCAUGAGGUCUGCAAGAUAACUAAGAUUGCAGUGAUUCCCCUUUCUGAAACAGAGCCUCAGGACCUGGAAUUAGAGCUUUGUAAAAAGCACCAUUUUGGGAUAAACAAGCCAGAGAAGAUUACGCAGUCCCCAGACGACACAAAAUUUCUGCUGAAGACUCUUACUCAAAUUAAAUCAAAUGUGUCUGCUCCAAAUAAAAAGAAGAUUAAAGAAAGCAAAGAGAAAGAGAAGCUGGAGAAGAGAUUGUUGGAGGAGUUGUUCAAAAUGUUCAUGGAUUCAGACUCCUUUUACUACAGCCUGACCUAUGACCUAACAAACUCUGUGCAGAGGCAGAGCGUGUGUGAGAAAACCAACUUAGCGCUGUGGCGAAAGGUUGAUGACAGAUUCUUUUGGAACAAGCACAUGAUUGAAGAUCUCAUCAGCAUUGAUAAUGCUGAAGUGGACUUCUGGAUUAUACCCAUCAUACAAGGAUUUGUGCAAAUUGAAGAACUUGUAGUAAACUAUAGUGAAUCUUCUGAUGAUGAUAAGAGCAGUCCUGAAACUCCUCCUCAGGAAUCAACUUGUGUAGAUGACAUUCAUCCAACAUUUCUGGUGGCACUUAUUUCACGCCGGAGUCGGCACAGAGCUGGAAUGCGGUAUAAGCGAAGAGGGGUUGAUAAAAAUGGAAACGUGGCAAACUAUGUUGAGACAGAGCAACUGAUUCAUGUUCAUAACCAUACUCUCUCAUUUAUACAAACAAGGGGCUCUGUGCCCGUGUUCUGGAGCCAAGUUGGAUAUAGAUACAACCCACGGCCCCGACUGGACAAGAGUGAAAAUGAAACUGUGUCCUGUUUCCGUGCACAUUUUGAAGAACAGCUGAAAAAUUACAAAAAGCAGGUUAUUAUUAAUUUGGUGGAUCAGACAGGCAGAGAGAAGAUUAUUGGAGAUGCUUACCUUAAACAAGUUCUUCUCUACAACAAUUCAAAUCUGACUUAUGUUUCAUUUGAUUUCCAUGAGCACUGCCGAGGAAUGAAGUUUGAAAAUGUCCAAACACUGACUGAUGCCAUUCAUGAUAUUAUUCUUGACAUGAAGUGGUGCUGGGUUGACCAAGCUGGUGUGAUCUGUAAGCAGGAAGGAAUCUUUCGAGUUAACUGCAUGGACUGUCUGGAUCGUACCAAUGUUGUGCAGGCUGCUAUUGCAAGAGUGGUCAUGGAACAGCAGCUCAAGAAACUGGGUGUGAUGCCACCAGAACAGCCUUUGCCAGUAAAAUGCAACAGAAUCUACCAGAUCAUAUGGGCAAACAACGGAGAUGCCAUCAGCCGGCAGUAUGCUGGCACAGCAGCCUUGAAGGGUGACUUCACAAGGACUGGUGAGAGGAAGCUGGCAGGGGUAAUGAAGGAUGGAGUUAAUUCUGCAAACAGAUACUACUUGAAUCGUUUCAGGGAUGCUUAUAGGCAAGCAGUCAUAGAUGUGAUGCAGGGUAUCCCUGUGACAGAAGAUCUUUACUCCAUUUUUACAAAAGAAAAGGAACACGAAGCCCUGCAUAAAGAGAACCUGAGGAGCCAUCAGGAAUUGAUCAGCCAGCUGCUGCAGAGCUACAUGAAACUGCUCUUACCAGAUGAUGAAAAAUUCCAUGGAGGUUGGGCACUUAUUGACUGUGAUCCAAGUCUCAUUGAUGCCACUCAUAAGGAUGUGGAUGUUCUGCUUUUACUUUCUAACUCUGCAUACUACGUGGCCUAUUAUGAUGAUGAGAUUGACAAGGUGAAUCAGUACCAAAGGUUAGGUCUUGAAGCUCUGGAAAAAAUAGAAAUAGGGCCUGAGCCUACUCUCUUUGGCAAACCCAAGUUCUCUUGCAUGAGGCUGCACUACAGAUACAAAGACACGAGUGGGUAUUUUCACACUCUCAGAGCCGUGGUACGCAGCCCAGAGGAAGAUGGCAAAG